Chenopodium quinoa (quinoa) is the source of this 810-nucleotide messenger RNA. Its product is annotated as rhodocoxin-like. Lineage: Eukaryota; Viridiplantae; Streptophyta; Magnoliopsida; Caryophyllales; Amaranthaceae. Gene Ontology annotation, cellular component: mitochondrion. The transcript has a single exon. Gene Ontology annotation, biological process: P450-containing electron transport chain. Gene Ontology annotation, molecular function: 2 iron, 2 sulfur cluster binding. The record is from RefSeq and is a predicted model, not a curated record. Bases 77 to 583 code for a protein of 168 amino acids.
UUUUCUCACUCAAGGCAAUUAAUUUGUGAUUUUGUGCUCAUUUUGAGUCUCACCUGACAAACCCCAACACAACACAAUGGCGAUCGCAAGUCUCCAGCGUCUCUCCACCCACCUUCACCGCACCACCGCCACUUCCUCCACUUUCUCUCUCCUCUCCAAAUCCCUCCUUUCCCGCACCACCACCACCACCUCCGCCGCCGCAUCCACCGGCGGCACAAAGAAAGUCUCCGAUCGAAUCGUCAAGCUCUUCGCAAUCGAUUUAGACGGCCACAAGCGCGAAAUCAUCGGUCUCACCGGCCAAACCCUACUCAAAGCCCUAACUAAUCACGAUCUAAUCGACCCUGCUUCUCAUCGUCUUGAAGAUAUCGAAGCUUGUUCUGCUGAAUGCGAGGUUCAUAUUGCUCAAGAAUGGCUCCAGAAGAUUCCUGCUGCUUCGUAUGAUGAACAGUAUGUCCUCAAAAGGAAUCAGCGAAACCGUGUUCUUAACAAGCAUGCUAGGUUGGGUUGUCAGGUUGUUCUCUCGCAGGAGCAUCAAGGUAUGGUUGUUGCUCUUCCUGAGCCUAAGCCUUGGGAUACUCCUUAAUUUUCCCCAAUUUUAUUAGGGUUUGUGGGGUUGGAAAUGUAAGCAUUUUAAGGUUUCCUUUUGUUGUUACUUGAUUUUGAUAAUAAGGAUUUGAUGCAAUUGGGAUGCGUUAUUCUGGUUUCUUGUUGUUGCUAUGAUGACGACGAUGGGGAAUUGUUGUUGACAAUGUGGAAUUUUUUUUGCAAGUUCCGAUUAAUAUUUGCUGAAUUAUUGAGCUUUGGAAUUUA